AAAUAAAUCAAGAUCAAAACUUUUCCUCCCCCGUGAGAUACUAAAGCAAUUUUUGUUUUCUAAGUGAUGACACAUGCAACAGACACACAUUUCCCCCGCCCCCCCCCUUAAAAUCUUUCACAUGUUUUACCAGAUCUUUUCAAGAUCUGUUCAUUAUCAAUUGCGAAUCCGACAAAACCAUUAAAACUGCCGUGCCGCUUCCAGGUGUUCACAUUUAUGACAGAUAGAUAACGUCUUCCACCAGAUGCUCAGAAGCGAUGCGAUCAUGCUGGCGGCUACAGUGCGGACAACUGCCAGACGAAGAACUAAAUAAAUCCGACUCCAAACACUCCCUUGAGUCUCAUCACCCGGCAAACUACGGAUCACAGGUCUCCGAGCGGAGAAUGGCUGCGGCGAAGUUUUACAAGUUUCCACCGAGCCAGUGGGGGCUCCCGAGCAGGCGCGUUCCCCAGGCGUCGGGGCUCCGGCAAUCGCGCGGCUGGGAACAGGGAGACCGGGGGAGCCUCCCGGGGGUCGGCCCGGCAGCUCCCAGCUGCUCCUUGCUGUCUUUUCCUGGAACAACUCCCUGGACUGCUGUUCGUUUGUUACCCAGCUCGCGCGAUCAUUGUGGUUUUAAGUCGUCCGGAGGAGCCCGGGGCUUUGGGGAAGGGGGCUCUGGUGUCCCGGACUCAGUCCCGCGGUGCAUCCAGAGCGUGAGGGACCCGAACUGGGAAAGUGGACCGGUGCUACCGACAGUGGCCACGAUCAAACGUCCAGCGCGGUCUGUACCGCAUGUGAUAAAGCUCCUUAAAGGUCCAUGGUUGGGGGAGAUUUUCUUCCAUCAUCCCGUCUGUUGUGUUUGCGCAAAGCUUUGGGGCUAGGACGUCCUACCAGCUGAGCGGACUGCUGAUUUCCAGGGGAUGCCCCUGCCUGGCGGCUACUGGCACAUGACACUGGCGGGCAAUCCAGACUCCUCAACUUAGGUUAUUAACUUUUACCCUCCUUAUAAAAAUUGAAUGUGGAAAAAGAUAUUAAGCAAGUUACCUUCCUUUCUUUUCUUGCCCAUCCUCUCAGGUAAAGAAACUAGUGAGCAGAAAAAUGAUCAAAAGCCCAGUGAGAGUGAGGCACUAUCAGUGUGGGGGCCUUCAAUAGGCCGUGGACCAAAUAGUCCACCCAUGAAUUGCAAAGAACAGAUGAAUUUCAACCUAUCGAGCACAGGGCAUUUCUUAACUCUAAACUGGAGCAGCCUUUGGUGGAGAGGGGCUAGUGAUGUAUCAUUUUGGUGAACCUGUUAGUUGAGACUUGAUUCUUGUUUUGCUUUGAAGAGUAAAACCCUAAUCUAGCGUUUUAUAACUAACGUCACAAGGAAGCUGCAAUGUAGUCAUAUGAAUCACAAUCAUACCGACAAGUGUUGCUAGUUGAAACAUUAAACAAUUUUAAGAUUCAAAAGUUUGCUUUUUCUCUGAAAAUAAUUUAUCCCGGAUUCAGAACCCUACUGAUCUUUAUGGUUAAUUUGUUUGGGUAACACAUGAUUUCAUUUGCUCAGGAACCACAAAUGU
Molecule: messenger RNA, 1538 nt
Organism: Lutra lutra (Eurasian river otter)
Lineage: Eukaryota; Metazoa; Chordata; Mammalia; Carnivora; Mustelidae
Exons: 2
Coding region: 258-860 (200 amino acids)
Source: RefSeq, a predicted model, not a curated record